AUGAACGCAGAGCAAAAGGCUCGAAUAGAAGCCAACAGACGAAGAGCUUUGGAAAGACUGAAAAGUCGAGGAAUCAUCAGAGAUGAACAGGCUCAGCAGAUUGAAAGCCGCAAUGAACCACGUCCCAAACGUGCUUUGAAUGAGACUCCCGAAGUUGACUCCACAAUCGCCGAAAACCGAGCCAAAGCCAUGAAGCUCUACACGCAUCACCAACAAAACCUUCGAGAUGCGUCUCUUGGAGCGAACCCGUCAGUAGAGCUCGAUCGAUCAACCAGUAGCAAGAGACCGUUGGAUAGAAUACGGCCCACGGUUCGCAAACAGGAUUACAUCGAAUAUGACUUGGCCACGAUGAAAAACUCGCACGGUGGGUUCAUUAAUACAGACGAAGAACCCAACAGCGGUGAGGGAAAGAAAAACCAGUCGCUGGAAGAAUGGAAAAAGGCACAACAAGAACGUAGGGCGCUUUAUGAAGAUGCAGAGCCCCCGGAACAUCCCUCACUGGCUCCAAAAUGUACAGAAUGCGAAAUAAAUACUGAGUUGGAUCCUCUCAUGCAUGACGUCUUUAAACUUCAGGUUUGCAAAGCUUGCGUCAAAGGCCAUCCAGAAAAGUUCUCACUUUUGACAAAAACCGAGUGCAAAGAGGAUUAUUUCUUGACCGACCCGGAACUCAACGAUGUUACGCUUUUCCACCGCUUCGAAAAGCCAAAUCCUCACUCUGGAACUUUCGCUCGAAUGCAGCUAUUUGUGCGUUGUCAGGUUGAGACGUUUGCGUAUAACAAGUGGGGCAGCGCUGAGGGACUAGAUGGGGAAUGGCAAAGACGUGAAGAGGGGAAAGCUCAGCGGCGUGAAAAGAAGUAUAAAGAGAAAAUGAAGCAAAUGCGGAUUAAAACUAGGGCACAGGAGUACACAAGGAAAUUGCUCGAUCGCAAACAUGGUAAAGAACAUGUACAUGAAUUUUCUGCUGCCGUUGACGGAGGUUGUAAUGAAGAUGGCUUGCAUAUCCUCAAACGCAGGUGUCAAACUUGCGGUAUGGAAACAGAGGAGAUUGCAUUAUAA
Molecule: messenger RNA, 1056 nt
Organism: Lachancea sp. 'fantastica'
Lineage: Eukaryota; Fungi; Ascomycota; Saccharomycetes; Saccharomycetales; Saccharomycetaceae
Source: the annotation of a GenBank genome assembly